AUGGGCCAACAAGCAUCCGCCCCCCGCAAAGGCGCCAAGCUCCGUGUCAUCGGCGCCGGCAUGCCCCGAACCGGAACGGCCUCCUUCAGCCGGGCCUUGGAAAUCCUCCUCGACGGCCCGGUAUAUCACGGCGGCACUCAAGUCACACUUGGUCCAGAGCGAGAUGUCAAGACCUGGAUUGAACUGUUUUCACAUUGGCCGGCCCAAGACGAAGCCACAGAAAAGGAGAAUAUAGAGCUCAUCAGAAGCCAAACAGAUGGCUUCGUCGCCAUGACUGACAAUCCGUGCCUCAUCCUCGUUCCGGAGCUCAUGAAGCUGUACCCGGAGGCAUUGGUAAUCUGCACACAGCGCGACGUUGAUUCUUGGGAGAAGAGCAUGGAGGCGGUUUCUAACGCUACGACCAUGUGGUUCCUCCGCUUCGUCUUGUUUCCCCUGCCUACAAUGCGCUAUUUUGUUCGAUUUAUCGAUUCAAUGCGCCAUGUAUGGCUGUUUCGCUUUGGAGAGACUGAGCCGCCGACAAGAAAGUCAUACAACCGACAUGUCGAGUGGCUGAAAGAGAUUGUGCCGCCCGAAAAGCUUGUCUUUAUGGAUGUCAAGGAUGGAUGGGAGCCAUUGUGCAAAGCGCUGGACUUGCCAGUUCCCAAGGACGUGCCGUUUCCAAACAUUAAUGACAGCAAAGCGAUUGAUGAGUUGGCAAAGAGGCAGGUUCAGCGGGGGUUGACAAGAUGGGCUGUCUUGUUGGCCGUUGGAGGAGCGUCUGUGGCUCUAGCUGUGAGAAAAUGGAUGUAA
Molecule: messenger RNA, 789 nt
Organism: Trichoderma aggressivum f. europaeum
Lineage: Eukaryota; Fungi; Ascomycota; Sordariomycetes; Hypocreales; Hypocreaceae
Exons: 1
Coding region: 1-789 (262 amino acids)
Source: RefSeq, a predicted model, not a curated record